This is a messenger RNA of Myotis myotis, 1751 nucleotides long. RefSeq names its product MDM2 proto-oncogene (gene MDM2). Gene Ontology annotation, biological process: regulation of cell cycle; negative regulation of apoptotic process. The coding region runs from base 227 to 1720 and encodes 497 amino acids. Gene Ontology annotation, cellular component: nucleus. Lineage: Eukaryota; Metazoa; Chordata; Mammalia; Chiroptera; Vespertilionidae. Gene Ontology annotation, molecular function: ubiquitin protein ligase activity; identical protein binding. The transcript is spliced from 12 exons. The record is from RefSeq and is a predicted model, not a curated record.
GCUGCGCUCCCCGUGGGGCAUGUGCGGGCUUGUGCGUCCAGAAGGACAUGGAGCCAGAAGCCGAGCCCGAGGGGCGGUCCUAAGCCCGCGGACCGAGGCCCGGCCGCUUCCGACGCCAGGGGCCUCCUCCUCCGCGCAGACUGGGGAUUUAAACCGGACCUCUGCCAGCUGUGCUCACUUUGGCACCGGCGCACACGCGGCGCUCGAUCUCUAGCGAGCCAGGCAGAUGUGCAAUACCAGUAUGUCUGUGUCUACGGAUGGUGCUGUGAGCACCUCCCAGAUUCCGGCUUCUGAACAAGAGACCCUGGUUGGUAUUUUGUCUCAAAGGGUUAGACCAAAGCCAUUGCUUUUGAAGUUGUUAAAAUCUGUUGGUGCACAAAAAGACACUUAUACUAUGAAAGAGGUUAUAUUUUAUCUUGGCCAGUAUAUUAUGAAGAAGCGAUUAUAUGAUGAGAAGCAACAGCAUAUUGUAUAUUGUUCAAAUGACCUUCUAGGGGAUUUGUUUGGAGUGCCAAGUUUCUCUGUGAAAGAACACAGGAAAAUAUACACAAUGAUCUACAAAAACUUGGUAAUAGUCAAUCAGGCGGAACCAUCAGAUUCAGGCACAUCUGUGAGUGAAAACAGAUGUCACCUUGAAGGUGGGAGUGAUCAAAAGGACUCUGUACAAGAGCAGGAAGAGAAACCUUCAUCUUCAGAUUUGGUUUCUAGACCAUCUACCUCAUCUAGAAGGAGAACAAUUAGUGAGACAGAAGAAAACUCAGAUGAAUUACCUGGUGAACGUCAAAGAAAGCGCCACAGAUCUGAUAGUAUUUCCUUUUCCUUUGAUGAAAGCCUUGCUCUGUGUGUAAUAAGGGAGAUACGCUGUGAAAGAAGCAGUAGUAGUAGUGAAUCAACAGGAACUUCAUCAAAUCCGGAUCUUGAUGCUGGUGUAAGUGAACAAUCAGGUGAUUGGUUGGAUCAAGAUUCAGUUUCAGAUCGAUUCAGUGUAGAAUUUGAAGUUGAGUCUUUCAAUUCAGAAGAUUAUAACCUCAGUGAAGAAGGACAAGAACUCUCAGAUGAAGAUGAUGAGGUAUAUCAAGUUACUGUGUAUCAUGCAGGGGAGAGUGAUACAGACUCAUUUGAAGAUGAUCCUGAAAUUUCCUUAGCUGAUUAUUGGAAGUGUACUUCGUGCAAUGAAAUGAAUCCUCCCCUGCCAUCACAUUGCAACAGAUGUUGGGCCCUUCGUGAGAAUUGGCUUCCUGAAGACAAAGGGAAAGAAAAAGGAAGCAUGCCUGAGAAAACCAAACUAGAAAACCCAACACAAGUAGAAGAGGGCUUUGAUGUCCCUGAUUGUAAAAAAAGUACAGUGAGUGAUUCCCAAGAAUCAUGUGUUGAGGAAAAUGAUGAAAAGAUCACACAAGCCUCCCUAUCCCAAGAAAGUGAGGACUAUUCUCAGCCAUCGACUUCUGGUAGCAUCAUUUAUAGCAGCCAAGAAGAUGUCAGAGAGUAUGAGAGGGAAGAAACACAAGACAAAGAAUGUGUGGAUUCUAAUUUUCCCAAUAAUGCCAUCGAACCUUGUGUGAUUUGCCAAGGCCGACCUAAAAAUGGUUGCAUCGUCCAUGGCAAAACAGGACAUCUUAUGGCAUGCUUUACAUGUGCAAAAAAGCUAAAAAAAAGAAAUAAGCCCUGUCCAGUGUGUAGACAACCAAUUCAAAUGAUUGUGCUAACUUAUUUCUCCUAGUCGACCUACCUAUAAAUUUUUUUAAACAAAA